GGGCCAAGAACUUCCGGUCGGUGGGGGGGGACCAUGGCGAGCUUCUCCAAAGCGAACCAGCAAUGGGCCACUUUUGCUCGAGUUUGGUAUCUUUUAGAUGGAAAAAUGCAGCCCCCAGGGAAGCUUGCUUCUCUGGCAUCAGUUAAACUUCAAGGAUUGCAUAAACCAGUGUACCAUCAACUCAGUGACUGUGGAGAUCAUGUUGUCAUAAUGAAUACAAGGCACAUUGCAUUUUCUGGAAACAAAUGGGAACAAAAAGUAUACUCCUCACAUACUGGCUACCCAGGAGGAUUUAAACAAGUGACAGCUGCUCAGCUGCACCAGAAGGAUCCAGUGGCCAUUGUGAAGCUAGCUAUUUACGGCAUGCUGCCUAAAAACCUUCACAGAAGGACGAUGAUGCAGAGGUUGCAUCUUUUCCCAGAUGAGGAUAUACCAGAAGAUAUUCUUAAGAAUUUAGUGGAGGAGCUUUCCCAACCACGCAAAGUGCCUCGACGUUUAGAUGAAUACACACAAGAAGAAAUUGAUGCUUUCCCCAGAGUGUGGUCUCCACCUGAAGACUAUCGACUGUAGAAGGACAUUUAAAAAAAUAACAACAAAGUGAAAAUUCUUCCCAAUGACUUUGUCCUGCCCUCUAAGGCAAAUGAAAACAGCUACUGCAGUUUGGAUGCUGAAAAUGUGGGUGGGGAAAAUAUCAGGAAGGAAUAUUUCUGUAAUAGGAAAUUGCAGCAUGAUAAAUUAUUUUGUAUAAGUUGAAUGUUAAUAAUAAUGUAAAAAAUAAAGUGGUUUAACCUGU
This is a messenger RNA of Suncus etruscus (white-toothed pygmy shrew), 793 nucleotides long. It is a transcript of the gene MRPL13, whose product is annotated as mitochondrial ribosomal protein L13. Gene Ontology annotation, cellular component: ribosome; mitochondrial large ribosomal subunit. Gene Ontology annotation, biological process: translation; negative regulation of translation. Gene Ontology annotation, molecular function: structural constituent of ribosome; mRNA binding. Lineage: Eukaryota; Metazoa; Chordata; Mammalia; Eulipotyphla; Soricidae. The transcript is spliced from 7 exons. The coding region runs from base 34 to 570 and encodes 178 amino acids. The record is from RefSeq and is a predicted model, not a curated record.